AUGUCAAGGAGGGAGGCCAAAGGGGCACCGGCAAUGCCAGGAGUGGGGCCUAGCCAGGCUAAGGCCAAAGCACGGCUUCUGUCCGGCACUGACAGGAAGAGGAGCCGCCUCAGCAGGACAAGGCAGGACCCGUGGGAAGAAACCAGCUGGAGCAACCAAAGAUGGAGCAGAGCUGCCCCUAGCCCUCAAGGGGCCGGGGCCAGGGCUAGGGGCCUGGCUCGUGGCAGGAGUGAGGCCAGUCCUGAGAAUGCUGCGCGGGAGCGGAGCCGGGUGAGAACACUGCGCCAGGCCUUCCUGGCCCUGCAGGCCGCUCUGCCUGCCGUGCCACCUGACACUAAGCUCUCCAAGUUGGAUGUGCUGGUGCUAGCCACCAGCUACAUAGCCCACCUCACCCGCACGCUCGGCCACGAAUCACCUGGCCCCGCCUGGCCACCCUUCCUGUGUGGGCUCUGCUACUUGCACCCUCUCAAGAAGUGGCCGAUGAGAUCUUGUCUCUAUGCUGGAGGCCUGGGGUGCUCUGGCCUUGACUCCACCACAGCCACUGCCUCCAGCAAAAGAAUGAGGGAUGCAGAGGUGGGGUCCCAAGUCUCUGGAGAGGCAGAUGGUCUCCUUUCCACCAAGCCAUCCUCACCAGCUCUUGGUGACAAAUGA
Molecule: messenger RNA, 651 nt
Organism: Cynocephalus volans (Philippine flying lemur)
Lineage: Eukaryota; Metazoa; Chordata; Mammalia; Dermoptera; Cynocephalidae
Gene: TCF23
Product: transcription factor 23
Exons: 3
Coding region: 1-651 (216 amino acids)
Biological process (GO): developmental process; regulation of transcription by RNA polymerase II
Molecular function (GO): protein dimerization activity; DNA-binding transcription factor activity, RNA polymerase II-specific; RNA polymerase II transcription regulatory region sequence-specific DNA binding
Source: RefSeq, a predicted model, not a curated record